Penaeus chinensis is the source of this 1281-nucleotide messenger RNA. Its product is annotated as adipokinetic hormone/corazonin-related peptide receptor variant I-like. The transcript is spliced from 6 exons. Gene Ontology annotation, molecular function: adipokinetic hormone receptor activity; peptide binding; G protein-coupled receptor activity. Gene Ontology annotation, cellular component: membrane. NCBI's taxonomy places the organism in Eukaryota, Metazoa, Arthropoda, Malacostraca, Decapoda, Penaeidae. Gene Ontology annotation, biological process: G protein-coupled receptor signaling pathway. The record is from RefSeq and is a predicted model, not a curated record. The coding region runs from base 1 to 1281 and encodes 426 amino acids.
AUGGCCUUCUUCGACGGCGAGGCGUCCCCCUUCGAGGUCUCAGUGCAUGCGCCGAGGGACCCUCCCAAGAGGUCCUUCGGGGCUUCCCAGGAUGUGCCCAACGCCUUCCAUAUCCUGUCCACCCACGUGAGCGACCUGGAGGCCGCCAGGGACGCAGCCGCAGCCGCAGCCGCAGCCUCCUCACUCGACGACCUCAGCGCCUCUGCCUCCCUCGACGUCGCGGUCGACCACCUGAACGACACGCUCUACCUCGUCAGCACAGAGAACUUCAACGACUCGACCUCGCUGGGCGGCAGGAUGGCCAAGGACCUGCCGCAGGAAAUGAUCUUUAACGAGUCCCACGUCAUCACCAUCAGUGCCUACUCCUGCCUGAUGGUGCUCUCGGCGUUGGGCAACAUCUCCGUGCUCACGUCCAUCGCGGGGCACCGGAGUCGCAGCUCGACCUCGCGCGUCACGCUGAUGAUCCUUCACCUGACGAUCGCAGAUCUGCUGGUGACCUUCCUGGUCAUGCCGCUCGAGAUCGGCUGGGCGUGGACCGUCGCCUGGACGGCCGGCGACCUGGCCUGCCGCGUCCUCGCCUUCUUCAGGACCUUCGGGGUGUUCCUCAGCGGGUUCCUCCUGGUGGUGAUCAGUGUCGACCGCUACCACGCUGUCCUGCGCCCGCUCUCGGUCACGGAGGCCAAGCGGAGGGUCAGACUCAUGCUAUGGGCGGCGUGGAUUGGCUCGGGGGUCUGCUCUGUGCCACAGACGAUGAUCUUCCACGUGGAGCAGCACCCCGAGUACCCGUGGUUCGAGCAGUGCGUCACCUUCAACAGCUUCCCGAGCCCGACGGUGGAGCUCAUGUACAACGUGGCUGGGUUCCUCGCCAUGUACGCCAUCCCCCUGUGCACCAUCGUCUUCUGCUACGGAUCCAUAGUCAUCGUGCUCUACAGGAAGGACGUGUUCUCCCGGGACGCGAGCGACGAACGCCACGCCCCCUCGCUCGGAAGGACCAAGACCCGGACGCUGCACAUGACCCUCAUCAUUGUCACUGUCUUCUUCCUGUGCUGGACACCAUACAACAUCAUGAGCCUAUGGUACUUCAUCGACCGGUCGAGCGCCCAGCUGGUGGACCCGCGCGUGCAGGCGGCCCUGUUCAUCUUCGCCGUGGCCAACUCUACCGUAAACCCCCUCGUCUACGGGUACUUUAACGUGCGCCGCGGCUCCCGCAACCAGCCCUCGCGCCAGGAAUGGAGGAUGAAGAGGAUCGUGUAUAAACCACCGUACGUGUGCUAUGUUUGA